Messenger RNA from Falco peregrinus (peregrine falcon), 4512 nucleotides. RefSeq names its product family with sequence similarity 174 member C (gene FAM174C). Bases 92 to 535 code for a protein of 147 amino acids. The record is from RefSeq and is a predicted model, not a curated record. The transcript has 3 exons. Lineage: Eukaryota; Metazoa; Chordata; Aves; Falconiformes; Falconidae. Gene Ontology annotation, cellular component: extracellular region.
CGGUGCCUGCGCCGCGCCGCACCGUCCCGCCGCCUUCCUGCGCCCGCCCCGCCGAGGCGCCGCUCGCCGCUCAGCGCCGCCUGGCCUGGCCAUGCUGCGGCUGGAGCUGCUCUGCCUCCUCCUCCUACUCGGCCACGCCGGGCGGGCCGCCUCCCCCGCUCCUCCGGCCACCCCGAGCCCGCUCAACGGCACGGAAGCGCCGCGGGCGGCUGCGGGUAACGGGACGCGUCCGGGCCUGCCGCCGGCGUCGCGGCGGCCGCCGGGGUCGGGGCUGCCGCCGGGGUCGGGGCUGCCGGUGCUGAAGCGGGCGAUGUACGUGCUGAGCGCCCUCUCGGCGCUGGCCGCCCUCUACUUCCUUCUGCGGGCGUUCCGCCCUAGGUCAGAGGGACCCAGAAAUGAGCACAAAACUCAUUCCAGGUUGAAGAAACCUCAGCGCAAGAAAUACGGCCUUCUGUCAAAUUACGAUGAGAACAUAGAGAUGGCCUCUUUUGACAGUGACGAGGAUACAGUGUUUGAAACGAAAAAUCUGAGAUGAUUUGGGACCAGCGGCACCAACUGCACAGACUGACCAAGAGGGUGCAAGUCCAGUGGAAUCACCAGUGCUCAAGUUUUAUUUUUUUAUAUUUGCUUAUAAUAACUAUUAAUUAACAGUACAAAUACUUCCAUAGCUGGGGCAGGGGAAAAGGGGAACAAACCUGUUUCUUCACACACAUUUUUUGGGGGAAGGUGGAGCUGCAAGCUAAAUGAUGCUGCCUUGGGUGCUGUUAACUGUGCAGGAAAACGUAACUCCUGGAUGAAUGCUCAGCAUUUGAAAAGUUACUGCUCUGGACUCAAGUGCUGCAGCUGUGUCUGCUGGUAUUUUGUAGGUGCUCAUAUCCCUCUCUACUGACUGUGGCAGUCAGCUUGAAGUAUCAGGCAAGUGGAUUCCUUUUGCAGGCGGAUCCUCUUUCCUUCAUGCAGCAUCAGGUUACUCCUUUAGAACGUGUCUCUGUAAUCAGUUCUGAUCUAGUAGUAGCUGGGAGAACUCUCUUUUGUCUGUUACACUUGUGGUGGGUGUGGAUAGUGCUGUGUUAGUUCAGAGGGAGUAUAGCUUUGGGAAUGAGUUAAAUGCAUCAGUUUUCUUGUAGUUGCGGGGUUAGCAGUUACACAUGGUAAUACAGGUCAUGGGUUUACAGAACAAAGACAUGUUUACAGAUGAAAGGUGCCGCUUAGCCCAAAGGAGCAUUUCUCCAAAAGAACAAUCUGUUGUGUGGUCUGUGGAGCUGUGAGUGUUCAGACUGUUACGCCCAGCUCCAAUGGUGCGUUCACCAGAGAAAUGUGUGACAUCUACCAAGCUUCUGGAUUCUGAGCUUCUGGCUCUUGUCUGAAAUCACCUGAGGAAGAGCUGGAGUGCUGCAGUUUGAGCCGAAGAACUUUAACUGCUAGUGUGAUGAGUGAUCUGUCUCUGAGCAUCUGAUGACUGGAAAAGGAGGACCCAAACGCCUAAGAACUGUGAUUCUUAAACCGAGACAGCCCUGGCUCAAUCUGUUUUUGUAGCGUACUGGAAUUUCACUCCAUUUGUGGUACUCAAGCUAUGUCCCACUGUCAGCUCAGCAAACCGGAAUGUGUUGAUAUUUGGGUUCUUAUUGUGUAGGACCGAGUGUGAAUGUGUUAGGUCAUUGUUAGGUGGAUCUGCUGCUAAAAUGGUGAAAACUGCUUGCUAAGAGCUCCUGUUUAUGGCAUGCCUUGCAGGGAAAGCCCUUCCUUGAAAACUAUGGGCAGUGCAGAUCUGCCCCACUUCCACCCAAAACUGGUAGUGCCUUUGUUAGAAGAACCCAAGGGAGUUGCCCUUCGGGCCAGGGAACUCCCUGCUUGACCUUACCUUUCAGAUGAAGAUUGAGAAUGUCUUUGGGGUAAUGGCUCCUUUUUUUUUUGGUUAGCAAAUCCUCUAGAUGAGGGGACAAAACUGACACUUUACAAAAAGAAGGGGGCAGAAGGGAUAUCCAUAUCAAAUAGCGAGGACAAAUGGUUUUGCUGCCAGUCACCUGGUAGCUGAGGGUCUAGCUGCUGCUCUGAAAUCCCUCCCAAGGCAGCUGAGGGAGUGGUGUGAUCCUGGUGCUCACCUCUGGGAGGGCCAGCAUUUCUCAGUGCAGGGUGGGUGACGUUUCCUGGAGAAAUGUCAUCCCAGGUGCUGGCAGCUUCGUCUUGCACACGUGCAAAAGAUUUUAAAAAAUACAUAUAUUUUUAGUAAUGCUGUCAUGUGAACACAGCACUUGGAUGUGCCCUAAUUUCGUAUCAUUUGUAUCCUUUCAUGCCUCUUUUAGGUACUUUCUGCUUGUUUAGCUGAUGCAGAGAUGAAAGAGUUUGCUGCGUUCCUCUGUGAGGUAGCAGUAAUGGCUAAAUCUGGCCGUUGCUGCCCCUUGGGUGAUCAAGAGAGCUGAUUUGUUUGAUUCCUGGUAGCGUAGAUACUGCAUAGGCUGGCAGGUGUGUGCGCAUGCUGAUAACUUUCUCUGGCUGUUCAACUCCCUCUGCAAAGUUGUUUCUUGCAUUGUGCUGAAGCCAGGUAAGCUUGACUGUAUUUCAGUGAACUGAUGUGCCCUGGCUCAGCGUUUUGACUGACAGGUGCAUUGGCCUUUCUUUAUUCUGAGGCAAUUGAUCAUACUUCAGGCUCUGCUCUUCAUCGGACAGAUGGGUUUUGCAAUUUUGAAGUUUCCUUACCUUGCAAGAAUGGAUGGUUUUGGUUUUUUUUAAUGUUAAAAAGUUGAAUGAUUUUGGUGAAAGAGGGGACCUCAAGCUGUACGUCCUGCCAUAAAAAUAAUUUUGAUAGAAUUUGAUUUUGCUGUAAUGGUUAUUUAGAAUGUGAGCACGUAAGGAUGUGGAGGGAUACAUCCAGUGCACAUAAUGAGGUCCGUAUUCUGCUACUAUGUAGGCAAAUGGUAAUUUGAAGGCCUGGAGGGUGUGCCAGCCCAGUGUCUGUGUGCCACGUACAUGCUUUCAAGAGUCCUUCUGCUGGCUGUGGUUAAAGUGGUGGAGAGUAAAAAGGUGAUCGUGGGGCUGUAGUGUAGCAUUGCUGUCCGUUUUAUUCUGAUCCCAUAUUGGCUGGAGACGGGUUUGAGUUGUAAUCCAUGACCCUGUGUGGCUAUUUCCAUUUUCACUUGGAAGCAUCCUGCAUCUUGGAAGCAGUUGGUAGUCUGGAUUUGCUCUUCGCAGACCAAGACCUUACGUUCCUGCUCCAUUCUAAAUCGUUGUUAAAGGCAUUUUCUGAGAGGAGAAAACAAAGAUGCUGAUUACAGAUCUGAGACUCCUUCGAGGACAAAUCUAUUGCUCGGCACAGCUGUUGCUGAUCUCCAUUUCUCCUGGAAGAAUAAAUUGGAGCUGUCGCAGCAGGUUCUCCUCACAACGGUGGAACAGUGCACCCAUGGGCAAUCAGUGCGAGGUCAGUGCAGGCUUUUGGGAGGUGGAUCUUGCUAAUAAUAGUGGCUUUUAAAGCCUUGCGUUAGUUUCCAUAAUAAGAGAACAGUGCAGUAGUUGCUUCGGUUACGGUUUACUUUAUGUGUAUUUGAUACCUGUGUUGAUAGCCUGGUAGGUCUCUUUGCAACGGUUAGAUCUUCUAGUAAGUUUUUCAGAAUAGAUUUAAAUACAUGGAUGCAAACAGAUGCACAUGUGCUCUGAGCAUGCGAGACAGCUCCGGUCUGGGAGCUGCGCAGCUGCAUCAGUGCAGGGUUGUGCUUGUCUGAAUACUGUGCUGCUGCUCGGAGGAAUGUGUGUCUGUCCCUGGGCAGGCUGAUGCCUCACCAGCUACUGCUGCACUUUUCUUUCUCCAGAGUGAAUCAAGGUGUUAGUGGGAGGCUCUGUGGGCUCAGGCUGCCCUUCCUUGUUGGCCUGUGCAGGGCUCCUGCCGAUCCUUGCCAAAAGGCUGUUGGGAGUUGAUGGGCACAGGGUGAUGAGGACCACGAGUGGAGCGCGUGGUUCCCUGCGAUGCUGCGCAGUCACCAGCCUGCAUGGGUCACAAGUGACUGCUACAGAGUUCGCUUGAAACAAUCACUAUUGUUUAAGCCAAAGCCUAAUUUAAAAAGUUUACGUAAUUGCCUCUCUGAUCUUCUUGGAGGGCUGUAUCGAAUCCUCUACUGUUGAUAUUGAACUACUAGGCAAAUCGACUGGACUGUCUGCUGAGGUUAAUCAGAUUGACUGAGAGCGAUAUGAGCAUCAGCUCUCUAUUGUUAAUAACAUGCUUCUGUUUUGUUUCAUUUGUACGUGUGACUGGAAUGGGAUCUGCAGUGCGAAAGUGCUGGGAGAUGGACCUGUGGGCUGAGCAGAUUGCCAAGAAGUCAAUAAAACAGCACUUCAGUGCGUUGUGUUGUCUGUGCUCUCAGAAAUGGAGGAGCUAGUCUUUCACCCUCCUGCUUGAAUUGUUGAUUUAUUUUUAAAUAGCAACCAGUCCUGUAUUGAUUGAUUGUUUUACUUUCGUUUACAGCAUUCCCCCCUUCCAUUGUGUCUUGAAACAAACGAAAUAAAGCAUUCCGUUUCACCCGA